AUGAACCUUGAGAGUGGUAUCAAGUCGACGAGAGCCUUAGGUAAAUAUUUGGGUUUGCCGGUUCUACAGAAGCGUAUCAACAAAGACACCUUUGGAGAUAUUUUAGAAAAGGUCUCCUCUCGGUUAGCAGGUUGGAAGAGAAGAUGCCUGAGUUUCGCGGGAAGGCUAACUCUGACGAAAGGAGUUCUCUCCACAAUCCCGAUACAUACCAUGAGUAUCAUCUCCUUACCGAAAUCGAUAAUUGGGAAGCUUGAUAAGGUCUCACGGUCGUUCCUCUGGGGAAGUAGCACAGAACAGAGGAAACAACACCUUUUAAGUUGGCAAAAAGUCUGCAGGCCUAAGGAGGAUGGUGGUCUAGGGAUACGGAUGACAGCAGAUAUGAAUAGAGCUCUGCUUGGGAAAGUGGGAUGGAGGUUGUUGCAUGAUACAGAAAGCCUCUGGGCUAAGGUGUUACGGAGCAAAUACAAGGUCACAGACACUUAUGACCCGAGAUGGAUAGUAACCAAGGGUACGUGGUCGUCUACGUGGAGGAGUAUUGCUAUUGGUCUCAGAGAUGUGGUCAUCCCGGGAGUCAGCUGGGUUCUCGGUGAUGGCAAAAUGGUAAGGUUUUGGCAAGACAUAUGGCUACUUGAUAAGCCUCUCAGAGAAACUGUCAUGUUGGCAUUGCCGGUCGGAGUGGAGAAUCUUCGGGUCUGUGACUAUUGGCGAUAUGGAAGUGGGUGGUUAGUCGACCAAAUUAUACCAUUUGUGACCACCGAGACAGCUCUGAUGUUGAGGGCUUUGGUUGUGGAUGAUGUUACUGGUUCGAAGGAUAGACUAUCAUGGGGACAGAGCUCGGACGGCCAAUUCUCAGUUAGUUCAGCAUACUCCUUCCUCACGAAUGACACCACGCCGCGACAGAAUUUGGGAGCUCUGUUCCGUCGAGUUUGGAGUGUGGUAGCACCGGAGCGAGUUAGAGUUUUCCUUUGGUUAAGUGUCCACCAAGUGCUAAUGACUAAUGUGGAAAGACAGAGACGACAUCUAUCGGAAUCUGGAAUGUGUCAGGUUUGUAAGGGAGCAAAUGAAACAAUAAUCCAUAUUCUGCGCGAUUGCCCUGCAAUGGAAGGUGUGUGGCUACGUCUAGUGCCGGUGCGGAAGAGACAAGAAUUCUUUGCUAAGUCAUUACUUGAGUGGCUAUACUCUAAUCUUGGCAAUACUCGAGAUAGUGAUGGAACCACCUGGGCCGCCCAGUUUGUUAUGGCGCUUUGGUGGAGUUGGAAAUGGAGGUGCAUCAAUGUGUUCAAUGGUACAGGGAGAUGCCGUGAUAGAGUGAAAUUCGUCCGGGAACAAGCCAAGGAGGUAACACUAGCGCACGCUACUCAAGCAACCAGAGCUUCAGGAAUGAUAUCUAGAGCUGAGAGGAGGACGGUGUGGAUGCGUCCACAGACGAAUUGGGUGAAAGUAAACACUGAUGGUGCUUCCCGGGGAAACCCUGGGCUCGCAACGGCAGGUGGAGUGCUCCGGGACGAGAGAGGACAUUGGCGCUGCGGCUUUGCUCUGAAUAUUGGAAUUUGCUCGGCGCCACUGGCUGAGCUUUGGGGAGUGUAUUACGGUCUGUGGAUCGCGUGGGAGCAGAGAGCCCAACGUGUGGAAUUGGAAGUGGACUCUGAAGUGGUGGUUCGUUUUCUGACGACAAGGAUAGGUGAGGAAAAUCCGCUGUCAUUCCUGGUACGGCUGUGCCAUGGCUUCAUAUCAAGGGACUGGAUAGUCCGCAUCUCGCAUGUGCAUAGGGAAGCUAAUCGCCUCGCGGACGGACUAGCGAACUAUGCGUUUUCGUUGUCUUAUGGUUUUACUGCUUUUGAUUCUGUUCCAGAUGUUGUUAAUCCUUUACUUUUGGAGGAUUUGGCUGGAGUUUCAGGUCCAGGCCUGACUGAGUUGUAA
Microthlaspi erraticum is the source of this 1920-nucleotide messenger RNA. The record is from the annotation of a GenBank genome assembly. NCBI's taxonomy places the organism in Eukaryota, Viridiplantae, Streptophyta, Magnoliopsida, Brassicales, Brassicaceae.